CAUUUCAUUUUCAGAGCUCCGUGAUGCAUCACCAGAGAAAUGAACUGUCCUUUUCUUCUCAUCUAAAAUCUCUGGGCGGGAUUUUUUUCCUUCUCCUACAAACCCAAGUUUGUACAGGUCAGCCGGUAGUAGCAACUAUUGGUGAUGAUGUGAUCCUGCCAUGUCUCCUGGAGCCUGCAGAAGAUGUCUCUGGCUUUACGCUGGUGUGGUCCAGACCUGAUCUGGACCCCAGAUUUGUUCAUGUGCAGCGCAGUGGUCAGGAACUUGUGGACAAAAAGCAUAAACUGUUUGAGGGAAGAACUUCGAUGUUUAUUGAUGAGCAGAAACACGGAAACGUUUCCCUGAAACUCUCCAAAGUGAGAAUAUCCGAUGAGGGAACGUACAAAUGUUUUAUUCCCGAGCUGAGUAAGCAGUCGUUUGUCCAACUAAUUGUUGCAUCAGAUGUCGCCUCCUCACCUGUUAUCAGUGUAGCUGGAAUCGACAGAGACAGCAGAGGACUGGUGUUCCUGUGCGAGUCUGCAGGCUGGUAUCCGAAACCCGAGGUGUUCUGGCUGGACGGCGAGGGAAACCUGCUCUCUGGAUCUACAGAGAUAAACCAAGGUCCUGAUGGUCUGUACACCGUCACCAGCACAGUGACUGUGGAGAAGAGAAGCAACUUCACCUGCAGAGUCACACAGGAAAAUAUCAACCGUCCCAGAGAGAGACACGUACAUGUUCCAGAUGACUUCUUCAGGGUCUCAACCAGUUCAGCUGUUCCCAUCAUCACUGGUUUGGCCGUCACUUUGGCUGUUUGCCUCCUGUUUGUUUUAGCAGGAGGCGUUUUUAUGUGGAGACGGAGACAAAAUAUCACCAAAGGCAAUGAAGCAGUAAGAAAGAACCAGACUGAGAUGGCAAAAUGUGUCCAAGAGGAAGAAAAUCUCAUUAAUAAUCCGUCUGACUCAAAGGAGGAGACAUUCAGCUCGGUGAAGAAAGAGCUGCAGAGGACCAAAGAUGAGCUGGAGAAGAAGUCAGCAAUGAUCACAGACCUUCAGACAAAACUGCAAACAUCUGAGAUGAUAAAAGAAGAGCUGCAGAGGGCCCAAGAUGAGCUGGAGAAGAAGUCAGCAAUGAUCACAGACCGUCAGACAAAAGUAUCCACACCGUCUCUAACAGUACAGCCGUCUGAGCAAACGGGUUUAUGUUUGUUAAAAACCUGA
Messenger RNA from Melanotaenia boesemani (Boeseman's rainbowfish), 1196 nucleotides. Its product is annotated as butyrophilin subfamily 1 member A1-like. NCBI's taxonomy places the organism in Eukaryota, Metazoa, Chordata, Actinopteri, Atheriniformes, Melanotaeniidae. The record is from RefSeq and is a predicted model, not a curated record. The transcript is spliced from 7 exons. Bases 24 to 1196 code for a protein of 390 amino acids.